AUGGCCCCAUACAUCCCCUUCGUUCCGACCGAAGCAUUCGCUAUCGCCACGGAAGAAGAGUGGCGCAAUGCAAUCUUCCAGAACGUGAACGUCUCUGACGAACAAGCAGCUCUGCUGCAAACGGUUACUGCGAAUGCCGCAGAGUCGACCACUGGACGAGUCAGAGACUGGAUUGGUCGCCUGACCUUAGAAAUAAGCAGGCACUACGACGGAUACCUUCAGAGCCUCCUUCGAGAGGUGGAAUCCCUGCAUAUCACGGUCCAGAAUCAGCAGGCGCUAGUCGAUUCCUACAAGCGACAAGUUGAUGCGCUACCUGCGUCAACAGGUAGUGGUCAUUCCCGUCAACCUAAGAUUGGGGAGCCUCCGGCCUUCAAGGGCAGUGAGGAUAAGACCAAGCUUGAGGAAUGGCUGGACCUGAUC
Messenger RNA from Postia placenta MAD-698-R-SB12, 420 nucleotides. RefSeq lists its product as hypothetical. The transcript has a single exon. Lineage: Eukaryota; Fungi; Basidiomycota; Agaricomycetes; Polyporales; Adustoporiaceae. The record is from RefSeq and is a predicted model, not a curated record. The annotation marks the transcript as partial.